This is a messenger RNA of Dermacentor silvarum, 2928 nucleotides long. Its product is annotated as metabotropic glutamate receptor 4-like. Gene Ontology annotation, cellular component: membrane. NCBI's taxonomy places the organism in Eukaryota, Metazoa, Arthropoda, Arachnida, Ixodida, Ixodidae. Gene Ontology annotation, molecular function: adenylate cyclase inhibiting G protein-coupled glutamate receptor activity. The record is from RefSeq and is a predicted model, not a curated record. Gene Ontology annotation, biological process: G protein-coupled receptor signaling pathway.
AAAAAGAAACGGCGACGCUGCUUUUCCAACACCGCUUCGUGUUCGCGUCCGUAGUGGGAAUACCUACACUCGGUCAGCGACAAAGCAGCACAUUUGAACGCGGGUCUGCGCAGGUGAGCUUCUUCUCGACAAGCCCCGAGCUGAGCAACAAGAAACGCUUCGAGUAUUUUCUGCGCACGGUGCCUUCGGACGAGAGCCAGGUGAAAGCCAUCGUCGGCAUCGUCACGCUGCUCAAGUGGACGUACGUGUCCAUCCUCUACGAGGAAUCCACCUACGGAAAUUCGGCGUUCGACGUGCUGGAGAAGGAGCUGACCGACCAUAACGUCUGCAUCGCCACCAAGGAGAAAUUGACCAAGGACUCGGGCGUGGCUUCCGAACGCACGUACGACGGAAUCAUCGGGAGACUACUCGGCAAACCGCGAGCUCGAGGCGUGAUCAUCUUCGGCUCGGACCAGGAGGUGGCGGGCGUGAUGCGCGCCGUGCGGCGGAACAACGCCACGGCUCACUUCGCCUGGAUCGGCAGCGACGGCUGGAGCGCCAGGGAGCUUGUUUCCCACGGGAACGAGCCCCAGGUCGAAGGCACCCUGUCCGUGCAACCCACGGCGAACGCGGUCAACGGCUUCGACGAGUACUUCCGCGGGCUCACGCCGUUCGCCAACUACCGAAACCCGUGGUUCAUCGAGUUCUGGGAGCACUUCUUCCGGUGCAAAUGGAACGGCAGCCUCGUGACGCCGUUCAACCAGCACCACCAGAGAAGCUGCACGGGCGAGGAGCGCAUCAGCGACAACAAGGCCUACAAGCUCGAGGCGCAGCUGCAGUUCGUCAGCAACGCCGUGCUCGCGUUCGCGUACGCGCUGCGCCGGAUGCACGAGGAAAUAUGCGGAAACAUCACCGGCCUCUGCGACAGCAUGCGGCCCGUCAACGGCACCGACCUGCUCUCCUACCUGAAGAACGUCACAUUCCAAGGCCUGAGCGACGACCACUUCCGGUUCUCCGACAGCGGGGACGGUCCGGCGCGCUACAACAUCCUGCACUUCAAGCAAGUUGAGCGCGGCAAGUACCGCUGGGUGCCCGUGGGCAAGUACGUGGAUGGCAGGCUGGACUUGCAGCUAGCCGAGCUGCAGUUCCGGCUGGGCUCGAGCGAGCUGCCGCGUUCGGUGUGCAGCGAUCCGUGCCCACGCGGCUCUGCGCAGAAGAUGGUGGACAACGAGCAGUGUUGCUGGCACUGCGUGCGCUGCUCGGGCUACACGUUCGCCGCCGAGAACGGCGUGUGCGCCGACUGCGCGCCCGGCACGCUGCCGGACGUGCACCACGAGCGCUGCGUGCCGGUGCCGGAGUCGCACAUGAGCCCCUCGUCGCUGCUGGCCGUGGCCACGCUGGUGCUCGCGGCCCUGGGCACCGUCUUCACGGCAGUCACGCUUUUCAUAUUCCUCAAGCACAUCGACACGCCCGUGGUGCGCGCCUCCGGCCGCGAGCUGUGCUUCGUGCUCCUGGGCGGCAUCUGCAUGUGCCAGGGCACGGCGCUGCUGCUCGUGCAGCGGCCCAGCACGGUGAUGUGCGGCGCGCAGCGCGCCGCGCUGGGCCUCUGCUUCUCCGUCGUGUACUCGGCGGUGCUGGCCAAGGCGGUGCGCAUCCACCGAAUCUUCCACGCGGGUCGCCGGUCGGCUCAACGGCCCGGCUGCAUAUCGCCGCGCUCGCAGUUGGCGCUGUGCGGCGCCCUGGUGUCGGUGCAGGGCCUGGUGGCCACCGUGUGGCUCGCGCUGAACCCGCCGCGCGCCGUCCACCACCACCCGACGCGCGAGGACAACCUGCUCGUGUGCCUGGCGUCGGUGAACCUGAUCGGGUACACGCUGUCGCUCAUCUACCCCUUCAUGCUGGUCAUCGUGUGCACCUGCUACGCGGUGCUGACGCGCAAGAUCCCGGAGGCGUUCAACGAGUCCAAGUACAUCGGCUUCGCCAUGUACGCCACGUGCGUCAUCUGGCUGGCUUUCUUGCCCAUCUACCUGACCACCUGGCACCACGUACUCCUCAACCUCACCACCAUGGCGAUGGCCGUCUCUCUGAGCGGCACCGUCACCCUCAUCUGCUUCUUCUUCCCCAAGCUGUACAUCAUCGUGUUCCACCCGGAGAAGAACGUGCGCCAGUCCAUGAUGGCCAAAUACGGCACGCUCAAGAACCGCGUCGAGUCGGCCACGCAGUCUGACGUUGACUACGAGAUGAGCGACAAGCAGCGUUCUGCCUGUUCGUUGGUCUCGACAAGUAGCCGAGCCAGCAUUGCCACGCAGACCGACGACAACAACUUCUACGAUAUGGACGUCCAGCUUUGACCCACCUAUGACGUUCUGGCCAUAGCCGUCCAGCAGUAGCAGCAGUUGGCGGCCGGCCACCAAAAGUGGGACACGUGCCAACCACAGUGCGCGCGGUGCAAACUCAGCACGCGCGGGAUGCCUCGGCGCAGAUGUCGCUGUUGCCGCCGUCAGCGAAAGCCGGGACCAGCGGACGGCACGCCGCGACAACACACACCACACACACACAGACACAUACAGGAAGCAGAACGCAAAGCCCAGUGCGGAUCGCAAUAACCCUGCUCCUGCUGGGACCACAAAAGAAAAGAGGGGCGCCCUUCAGCCACCAACACGAUGACAACAUGCCGGUGACGAUGCUCUGUGAUCACACUGCCGCGCAGAUAUGUAGCAUGUCUCUAUUUCUACACGAUCAAUCUCCUUCGCUCUCUCUCUCUGUCUUCUACAUGCAUAAUAUAAAUAUUCAUAUACCGCAAAUUAUAUAUAUAUAUAUAUACACAUAUAUAUGUAUAUUAUACAUAUACAUGGACACAAGAAUAUACAAGUGGCACUCAUCAUAUCGUCUCCUCAGUUGUUGGUGCAUUUAUACAUGCGAAAUAAAAGCCUACUGUUUAUGUUUUCACAA